Knipowitschia caucasica is the source of this 1878-nucleotide messenger RNA. The record is from the annotation of a GenBank genome assembly. NCBI's taxonomy places the organism in Eukaryota, Metazoa, Chordata, Actinopteri, Gobiiformes, Gobiidae.
AUGGUCAUGACCUGUCAUCACGGCUCUUCUCCAGCCCGCCUUGUCCUAUUGGUCCUGCUCACUGUUGUUCCGCAGCUGGCUGGCGCCGCCCCUGUGAGGGGCGAGGGGCUGGAGGGAGGGGUGGAGGACAGCCAAGAACAAACUCUAUCGCCCCCCAUCUCCCUCAUCAAUACAUCCCAGGACCAGGGUGGGCACCCAGGCUCAGAUAAAGUGACUGAUGAGGUGUUUGCUGCGCUACUGGAGGCCCUGGACCACCCCAGUGAUGGGGACAGCAUUGGGGAGAGAAACUGGAGGGAGACAGGGAGGCAGGAGCUGCCCUCGUCAGACGCCUCUGAGGCUGGUGAGAUAAGGAGACCAGAGGCUUCACCACAAGACCCCAGGGCUGAGCAGCCAGAGGGGGAGGGGGGAGGAGCCGAUAAGACUGAACAGCUAAUUGUAGGGCCUUUGAAAGCUGCUCAGGACUUUAAGGUGAAGAAAAAAGAGGAGGACCAGGGCUGGUCAAAACAAGAUGUGGGUGAUAGUGUGAGCCAGGGACAGGAGGAAAAUCAAGUUGAAAGUUUUAAUUCUCAAGGAGACAAUGAUCCCUUACUGCAGCGUAAAAUAAGAGGCUACUUCCAAAACAUUGACUUGGGUCUUCAAGACAAUGAGAUCCUGCCUCCACUCAAGGGCUAUAAAGCAUACAACACACAGUUAGCACGAGCAGGGAAGAAGCUCCAUUGGGAGGACAACCGUGAUAGCAACCGCCCCACAAAAGGUGGCAACUUCAUGGAUGACUUUGAGGACGAAGGGGAGGAGUUGGAAGAGGUAGAGGAGGAGGAGGAGAGUCUCUCACGGAUGGAAGAGGAGGCUCGAGCGAAGGCCGAAAAGCAGGAGGUGCUGCGCCAGCAAGAGGAGGCAGAGCGUGCCCGUGAGGAGGAGCAGAGACUCGCCGACAUAGCCUCAGACAUGCUGCUGCAGUACAUGGGCCGCAAGCAGCAGUCAUACAUGAAACCUCGACAGAAAAGCAGCAUGGGAAAUGCGGCUGAAGACAAACGCUCUGAGGAGAUUGCUCAAGACGAGGAUGAUAUGGACCAGCAGAUGAUUGAUCGGCUCAUUGAGAUCAGCAGUAAACUUCAUCUUCCUGCGGAUGAUGUUAUAGAGAUUAUCAGUGAUGUUGAAGAGAAAAAGAAAAAGCGAAAAGAGUUACAGCAGCAGCCAAUCAAAACCAAUCCCAUCACUCCUCGUUUCCGCCCCCUUGUACCUCCUCCGCUGGCUGCGCCUCCCCUCUAUCACUACACGGCCUCAAAAAACCCCAAAAAACAAAAAUACAACAAGUCCAACAAGUCCAACAAGAAGUGGCAGAAAGACAAAGUCAAGUCAUACAAACAGGACUAUUGGUACAAGCCACAGAAGCAGAUCGACUACUGGUACAAGCCGCAAAAACAGUUUUUAGCUUUUCCCUCUUAUCCAUACUAUCAGAAGCCCUAUCGCGCAUAUUAUCCAGUUUAUUUUCCAUACCCCAAAUCACAGUAUUAUGGUAAGCCACCCCUCCCAAGAGACCAACUCUUUGGUCCCCAGGAGCUGGACCUUCAGCCUCCCAGGAGAAAAAACUGGGCUGGGGGUAAAAACAGGGGACCAGGCUGGAGACAGCAGCCUGCUCCUCGCCUUCCUAUUACACCUUACAUCUCCAACUAUAUCCUCCCUCACCCACGGACAUACCAAACUCUGCCUGCCCCCAAACCCAUCAACCAGCCCCGGAGAGGAAGGCGGCCGCCGUACUACCAACCAGUCACUACGGGAGAUGACUAUGAGGAAGACGGGUUAGUUCCCCAACUGGACAGUGAGGAGGAGCUGGAGAACUUUAUUGAGAGAAUCUACAUGAAACGCAGAAUGUAUUGA